Molecule: messenger RNA, 4899 nt
Organism: Loxodonta africana (African savanna elephant)
Lineage: Eukaryota; Metazoa; Chordata; Mammalia; Proboscidea; Elephantidae
Gene: SGCA
Product: sarcoglycan alpha
Exons: 13
Coding region: 2501-3649 (382 amino acids)
Cellular component (GO): sarcoglycan complex; membrane
Molecular function (GO): calcium ion binding
Source: RefSeq, a predicted model, not a curated record
GAGCUCCGGUCUUUCUCUCGCUGUGCCCGAGCGGCGGCUGCCGGAGACCGAGCGGCUGCCCUUCUCGCCGCCGCCGCUGGGGGACUGGCACCUCUGGGUCCUAGAGGGAUCGGAUUUCCGGGGCCAGAGUCUGUGAGCCCACCCCUUCCCCUACUCCCAAAUAAAUCCCCUCCCCUGCCGGUCCCUCGCCGAAAGCCUUCCGCUGCCCCCAGGCCCUGCUCAAUCCUCUGCGAUUCUUCCAUCCCAGCCUCUGGCUGCGGUUUAUCACAACCCACAUAACCGCACCCCCAUUAAAUAUUGGGGGUAGGGCAGACCAACCACAGUGGUUUUAGUGGGGCCCCUCUCCACCCCAACGUGAAGGGGGAUAGGUAGGAAGGGGCAAAGGAUCAUUUUCUUCCAGGUCCUUAAGGCUCGCUAGUGUUGUUCAAAGCUGUCAUUAUCAGAAUCACUGGGGCUUGGUAAAAACACAGAUUCUGGGCCCUCCCUCAAACUUUGUGAAUCAGAAGCUCAGAGAGCGGCCCGGGAUUCUGCAUUUUGCCACUUUUCCUCCUGGGGAAUCUUAUGCACUCCGUAAUGUCUGAAACCUUGGUACAGUGUUGCUGGCCUUAGGAGGGAGAAGGAGAAGGAAUGGAGAAAGAAGGUGGUCCCCAUCACCCGAAGGGCAGGAAAUCCCGAAAGCUACCCUUUGCCAUUCGGAAGUUUGUAGAGGGUGUCCCGGUAGCCUGUCUGCACCCCAGGCUGGAACGGAGGGGUCGCAAACCCCUUCCUCCUACCCCUACAGGAGCACUCUCGCCUCUCAAGCAGGAAGGGGGAGAUGAGGAGGAGGAAUUCUAGAGGCCUGUGGCCAAGGUUUACCCAGCGAGAAUUCUAACUUGGGUCUCUUAUCUAGAGGGUCCUGGCCACUAUGUGCAUGUGGGGGUGGGGGGGGGAGGGGCAACGAGGUCACAGUGACCUACACAUGCCCUGUCCUGGCAACCCAGAAAACUAUUUUGAUGUUCCCUCGCAGCCCACACCCCUCUCCCGCCCUAACACUCACACAACAGGGGGCCAGGGCUGCCCUCCACCCCUCCCCAGCUGCCCGGGCGGGGGACGGAGGUGUGCGAAGAGGUACACUCCAAACCAAGACCCCAGAGCCUCGGCUUUGCUCCAGAUCCCAGAGACGACUGAACGGAGUGGACCCUAGGACCCAGAGAACAACUCAGGCACAAAGCCUCCCGCCCCCCCAGCUGCUUCCUGCAUCUCAGGCUUUCCUGCGGCCUUUGCCUUCUCCCCCGCCCUCUUCCUCUUCGUCCUCUUCCUCCCCGUCCCAAUCUUCCACUCUCUGUCCCCUGGUCUGGAAGGGUUGGCGAAGGGACUCUUAGCACCCCACCACUGAAGGGGCGUGUGUGGGUUUUGUGGGAUAUUAACCCGUUAGCACGUGCAAAGGAGCUCAGUACAGGAUUGGGGGUGGGGUGCGGGAAGCCGCCUGGGAACUCUGGAUAUUGGGAUGGGGAGGGGCCAGGAACCACAGGGCUGGAUCCUGAGGCUGGUGCUAAGGGGAGGGAAGACUUGGGUUCUGAGCUGGAGAGCCGGAAAUGAACCCGGGCUUACCAUUGUCAUCUGCCUCUUCUUUGCUCGGCUGCCCAGGAAACUGCCCCCUCCCCAAUUUUGCACUUCGGGAUAGGCAGGGUGAAGAAGCUCUCAGGCUCCCUUCCUUUUUAACCCUUUUUAGAAGACCUCUUAUAGGAACAAGCUUUGGGAUUUAGGUUUCCAACCUCAAGGUUGGGGCUGGAAACCCCCUCCCAUGGCCCUUCAAACCCGCUCUGGAAGUUGGGGGAGGAGAGAGAUCUCAACCAGUUGGGAUUUGGGGGGUUGGGCAGAGUGUCCUCAGAAGCUCUCGAGUGAGUUGGAGGAGGGCACAGGCCCCUGGGUGUUCUGCCCAGAAUCUACCACACCCUUUGUGACAGAUGGCAGAGUGAGACCCAAGACUGACCCAGGAGCCAGACUGCCAGGGUUGAAAUCCUGACUCCAGCACUUGUUGUGUGACGUGGACAGAGAGGGAGUGUCUAUGUGGAAAGGGCUGUGCAGAACACUAGCCUGUGGAACCUCUGAAUGGUCCCCUCCCCUCGGUUUUUCAUUCUGUGCAGAUAAAGGAAAAUAAAGAACAAAAACGAUCCCCAGAGAUCAAGAGACUUAGGGAGACAGGUUCAUAGAGAGUGAAAUGGAACCAGAGUUGGGAGAUGGGUUCAUUCAAUCAUUCAUUCACUCAGCAAAUAUUCAGUGAGCUGAGGAAAGACGGAGACAAAGAACCAGAGGCAAUAAACGGAGGCUUUGACGGGGAAGAGACUGGGCGUAAAGCUGGGGAGACAGAGGCUGAUGGCAACGAAGCGGAGCCGGAGGACUAGCCCGGUUAGGAGCUGAGGGCAGGACUGGGGCACCAGGAGAAAAGCUCGGACAAGGGAAGCUCUUUCAGAGACAAGGCUGAGCGAGACAGAAAUGCCGACCUGACUCAAGGUCCCACAUGGAUGCUCCAACUGGUCUCCUGGCAGGGCUGGCAGGCACCAAGGCCCAGCAGACCACCCUCCAUCCUCUUGUGGGUCGCAUCUUUGUACACACCUUGGAUCACGCCACCUUCCUUCGCCUUCCUGAGCAUGUUGCAGCUAUCCCACCUUCCACCCGCAUCACCUAUCAUGCCCACCUCCAGGGACACCCAGACCUGCCGCGGUGGCUCCGCUACACCCAGCGUAGCCCCUACCACCCUGGCUUCCUCUAUGGCACUGCCACCUCAGAAGAUCGCGGCCGCCAGGUCAUCGAGGUCGUAGCCUACAAUCGGGACAGCUUUGAGACCACCUGGCAGAGACUGGUGCUGAUGAUUGGGGACCCGGAAGGCCCCUUGCUGCCGUACCAGGCUGAGUUCCUGGUGCAGAGCCAUGACGUGGAGGAGGUGCUGCCCUCGAUGCCUGCCGGCCGCUUCCUCACAGCCCUGGGGGGGCUCUGGGAGCCGGGGGAGCUCCAGCUUAUAAAUAUCACCUCCGCCUUGGACCGUGGGGGCCGUGUGCCCCUUCCAAUUGAGGGCCGCAAAGAAGGGGUGUACAUCAAGGUGGGCUCAGCCUCACCCUUCUCCACCUGUCUGAAGAUGGUGGCGUCCCCUGACAGCCAUGCCCGCUGUGCCCAGGGCCAGCCUCCACUUCUGUCCUGCUACGACACCUUGGCACCCCACUUCCGUGUUGCUUGGUGCAAUGUGUCCCUGCAGGUGGAUAAGUCAGUGCCAGAGCCCAUGGACGAGAUGCCCACCCCAGGUGAUGGGAUCCUGGAGCAGGACCCGUUCUUCUGCCCACCCACUGAGGCCACAGCCCGAGACUUCCUGACUGACGCACUGGUCACCCUCCUGGUGCCCCUGCUGGUGGCCCUGCUGCUCACCCUGCUGCUGGCCUACAUCAUGUGCUGUCGACGGGAGGGACGGCUGAAGAGAGACCUGGUCACCUCUGACAUCCAGAUGGUCCACCAUGGCACCAUCCGUGAGAACACGGAGGAGCUGCGGCAGAUGGCAGCCAGCCGCGAGGUGCCCCGGCCACUCUCCACCCUGCCCAUGUUCAACGUGCGCACGGGUGAACGGCUGCCUCCUCGUGUGGACAGCGCCCAGGUGCCCCUCAUCCUGGACCAGCACUGAGGGCCUGGCCAGCCCUGGCCACAUGGUCACAUCCCACCUGCUGAUUCCAGCUCCUGGCCCAACUGGACCCAGGCUUAGAACAAACAGAGAGAUGGUGUUGGGGUGGGAGAGGCUGUCUGGAGUCAGGACCACAGAAUAAAAUACCUGCUGCUCUGCUCCUCUGUCUCUACCAGCGCCUUCCUCUCAGCAGUCUUCUCCUCCAGCCUUCACUGCCUCUGUUUCCCUUUCUACCUUCUGGGAGCCCCCAGAGGCAGCCAGGGACUGUCAGCUUGCCCUUUGGACUCGGCAUUUUGCUGCUUUCUCAAACACUCUGGAGAAAAGAGAGAAGGAGCUGCUAUUAGGCGGCCCUGGAUUCGCAUGAAAUUGAUAGCGAAGGAUUACAAGCUCAUUAUCCUCAUUUUACAGAUAAGGAAACUGAGGCCUAGGGAGAGUAAGUGACUUACCCAAGCUAACAGGGCAAGUAAGUGGCAGAGCCUGGAUUUGAACCUGGCAUGUCUGCCUCCACACUGCCUUCUGGAAUGUUGAGGGGUUCUGGAAGCAGGGGAUCAGGCUCUUAUCUGGAGAUUUAGUUGACAGUUUCUGAACCUGUCAAGAUCCCCUUGAGAGAGAGCCCCUUUGUACGUCCUGUUGGGAGGGAAACAAAUCUAGAUACAGAAAGACAGAAAGAUGGCUGGGUGCAGGACCCUGAAUCCCCCAGAACCAACAGUGCCCCCGCGGUGGGGUCCUCCAGGGGCGGGGCAGAGGUGCAGAGGACACCACAGAGCCUAGACCCCUUGUUGGGCUGAGUAUUGCCAGCUUGCCCCCAAACCCCACGGAGCCCUAGAGAGUUCAGCUGACCAUGAAGAGGCCUGAGUUAGUUCCCACGUAGCUACAACCAAAGCAGGCCAGCUCUGUCCCUGCCCACUGCCACCUGGAGGCCACGCCCAAUUCACAUUUUACCCCUUGGAUUCAAGGACAAGCCAGAUCCAGAUAAGGAGGGACAGUGGAUAUCCUCACGACUCCCCCUCACUGUAGCCGUUCCAGUCUCUGCCCAAUGACACCUCCUCAGAGAGUCCUACACUGAUCACCCCAGUCAAAGCAGUGCCUUCUUCCAGCCCCACGCUGUCCGGCCUAUCCCAGCACUCCUCGCUCACUGGGACAGAAGCUCUUGGAGGGCAGGAUUUCUGUCUGCCCACAGGGAGCGCUGUGCCGCACAGAGUAGGUGCUCAGGAAAGCUGUUCAGACAAGUGCACGGCUGAUGCCAUCUUGCU